Myxocyprinus asiaticus (Chinese sucker) is the source of this 3038-nucleotide messenger RNA. RefSeq names its product proenkephalin b (gene penkb). Bases 32 to 820 code for a protein of 262 amino acids. Gene Ontology annotation, cellular component: axon terminus; dendrite; neuronal cell body. The record is from RefSeq and is a predicted model, not a curated record. Gene Ontology annotation, molecular function: opioid receptor binding. Gene Ontology annotation, biological process: chemical synaptic transmission; sensory perception; neuropeptide signaling pathway. NCBI's taxonomy places the organism in Eukaryota, Metazoa, Chordata, Actinopteri, Cypriniformes, Catostomidae. The transcript has 3 exons.
CACUAGCACAGACUCUGAACGCAUCGCAGUGAUGAAGCCCCUGACAGUUCCAGUAAGCUCCAGGUGGAUGUUGCUGCUGCUGCUGAGCGCGUAUCUGACGCUGACGGCGGGCGCGGACUGUGGCACCGACUGCGCGCACUGCUCGGUACAACUACCACUUAUAGAUCUAAACUCAAUUGAAUGCGUGUUGCAGUGCGAGGAACAUCUGAAUGCAGGCAGCUCUUGGAGUUUGUGCAAACGCUUCGUGCAGAAUGCUGAUAACGUACCUGAGAGCAACCAAGCGUCCACAGAAACCAAACACUUGGACCCCCAACAGCACCAAGUAGAGAAAAAAUAUGGUGGCUUCAUGAAGCGUUAUGGGGGUUUUAUGAAGCGUUACGGAGGUUUUAUGAAGCGUUAUGGAGGCUUCAUGAAGAGGACGGCAGAGCUCUAUGGGCAGGAGCCAGAAGAUAUGGACCAGGGCAGAGUAAUUCUGCCCAAUCAUGACGUUGAAAUGCUGGCCAAUCAAGUUGAGGCUGAUGGUGAGAGGGAGGAGGCAGCUCUGAGAGACAUUCUUGAUUCAAAGGGAGGAGUGGAGGGCGUAAAGGGUACGGCCAAACGUUACGGGGGCUUUAUGAAAAGGGCAGGGCUGUAUGACUCUGAGAGCGAGGUUAGGCCACUACAGAAACGUUAUGGUGGUUUCAUGAGGAGGGUAGGCCUACCAGAGUGGUGGCAAGAGAACAAACGCUACGGAGGCUUCCUGAAACGUUCACCUGAGGAAAAUGACGAUGAAUAUUCAUUAGAGAUAAAAAAGAGAUAUGGUGGAUUCAUGGGAUAUUGAGCUGGUCUCUUGUCCACCUCUCUAGCAUCUUAGACAACACCUGAGAGACAACAGAGACAGAAAACAACAUGCUUAUAAUAUGCUCAUAAUGUGUUAAAAAAAAGUGUUCAUUAUGUCUUUAUAGUGGUAAUGUGAUUUAGUGUGAACAAGACUUCCUCAGAGACAAAGGAUAUAUUCGUUUUGUUCCAAAACCUAGUGAGCUGGUACCGUAGGCAGCAUUUUAAGGCACCAUUGGGUUUGGGUCACGAAUCACAACAUUAAGGGUGUAGGAAAUUUAAUUAUGCUUUUGCCCAGCCAUAUUCUAAGGCAGCUUCGCAUUUAACGUUUGUGGAGAAGGCUAUCCCAGAGUGGAAAUCCUAGAUAGAAUGAGAAAUUAGGGAAAUGUUGAUUAUAAAUAUAUUAGUAAUUCAUUCAAAAAGAAUGAAAAGCAUUGAAAAUUGACUAUAUAUUGACUAUUUACCUAAUAUUCAAUUAUAUUAUGCAUAUUUAUGUUAAUGUAGCAACAUAUCACCAACCUUUAUUGAAAUUAGUUGCAUCACAGAAACGCUACUUGUAUGAUGUACGAAAUUCCUAUGUACAACAUUCAAAAUCAGUCACUUAUGAGGUUCAAUUUCAGCUAGGACGCUGCCUUAGACCAAAUUCACACUAAUCUGUUUCCCAGGGUUUCUGCGGGUUUUAUGAAGCUAAAUGUAAGACUUUUUUAAGACCUUUUUAAGGCCAGCUAAAGAAAAUGUAAGGAAUGAAUUAAAGGGGACACAAUACAUCAAUAUGCUCCCUAAAUGUACUGUAAAUGUCUAGGGAGCACAUGAAGAGUCAUAUUUAUAGCAACGCUUCAAAGUUUAAACAUGCAUCUUUAAAUAGAUCUCCAUUACUCCAGUGCUGUCAAAUUUUAUUGCUGGUUUGAAAUAUGUUCUUUGAUCAUAAUCUUGACCAACCAUUUUUUGAGAUUUCGGUGUUUGCCCAUUUAAGUAGACAGAAGCUAAUAACCUCCCGAGAGCGUUCCAAAGAUGGCCGACAGUGGACUGACUUGCUAGAAAGGCUUUGCUUAAACGCAACGAGAAAACAAUCCCUCAUGCAACAUUUAAUGCCAUGACCAUAUGACUUUAAGACUUGUUGCUCCGAUUUAAGACCUUUUUAAGGCCUUAAUUUGCGGAAGGUCGAAAGUAUACUUCAGUUGUCCACGCUGCUAAUUGGAACGAGCAUAGUAUGCGUGACACACAUUUUUCAUCAGCACAGUCCCAGAUUUUAGGCUCGGGUAUACUUCGUUUUUCUGUGUUCUGGAUUGGAUUGCGCCCGGUCGACGGCAUUGACUUUCAAAGUAUACUCUUUUGACCUCAAGCAAAUACGGAUGCGUUCAGUGCAUCCGCACUACGACUGCUUUGUGAUACUCUUUUAGUACAGUCAAUGGCAGGCGCAAUGCACCGAUGAUGCGCACAGAUGAGGACUGUCCACAUAUCAAGAAAAUCUAGGCCACAAGUGGACAGUUCAUGCAGACUGAUGAGCGACUUUGACCUUUUCUCGACACACGGAGAGCCCAUUGCCGGUGCAUUGUGCCUGCCGUUGACUUUACUAAAAGAGUACCACGUGUUUGUAUUUGCUCGCGGUCAAAAGAGUAUACUUUGAAAGGCUGAGUGCUCGACCAUGUGCGACAUGACCUGGAACGCAGAAAAAUUAAGUAUACUUGAGCCUUAACAUCGAGCGUUUUCCAAAGUACGCGGUUAUGGAGAGCGUUUUCAAAACUCACCACUUUCAAUGGAGGCAAACACCGUUCUAGUGUGGAUGAGAGAUGUAAACGUAGCAAAAUCAGUGUUUAAAAUGAAAACGCAUUAGUGUAGAUGUGGCCUUAGAAGGCAACUGCCUAUAUAGGCAGCGAGGCAGCACACUAGGUUUUGGAACAGAGCAAUUGUCUUUAUACUGACAUCUGAAAUCAUGUGUCCGAGCUGUGUUGCAGAUUUUAAUAAACACAUUUGCAUUACUUACUGUAUAUCAACCAUUUCCUGAUUCCUACAUUUCUCAUCCCUCAUCCCGUUGGGAUUACUUUUAAUUUAUGCAUAAAAAAUGUAAAUUUUUUACAAAGAAAAACUGAAGGAGAGAUGUUUACUUGCCCAUUACCUGGUAAAUAUCUCCUGAAAACAUUGGUCUUUUACACAGAUGUCUAUUUUUUCUGGCAGCAGCCUGAAUGUUGUCAUUUGCUGUACAGCUUGAAUAAACUGCUUGA